Molecule: messenger RNA, 993 nt
Organism: Pichia kudriavzevii
Lineage: Eukaryota; Fungi; Ascomycota; Pichiomycetes; Pichiales; Pichiaceae
Exons: 1
Coding region: 1-993 (330 amino acids)
Biological process (GO): meiotic DNA double-strand break processing; reciprocal meiotic recombination; meiotic DNA double-strand break formation
Cellular component (GO): nuclear chromosome
Molecular function (GO): DNA topoisomerase type II (double strand cut, ATP-hydrolyzing) activity; DNA binding; ATP binding
Source: RefSeq, a predicted model, not a curated record
AUGGAAGACUUUAUAGUCUCGUGCCCGAUGCGAAUAAUAACAUUGGCCCCAGCAUACCCCCCUCUAGACUCGAUUUCUAAAUGCGUUCAAAUGAUUGAGCAUGGCAUUAAAUCAGGCACGCCGAUCCAGUUGCACUUGUAUUCAUCUCCAAAUAAACAUAAAACCAUUGUCAAUUUCCCCACUGUAUCUUAUGCGGGGAACAGGUCCUUUCUAAUAUACUUUAAGAUUCUAAAACUCAUACAUUGCCAACUAUUGGCUAAUGAACUAAUCUCUAAACGUCAGUUGUACUAUUUAGACGUUGCCCUAUUUGAAAAACAGGGAAAGGUGGACAAAUGUGUGGAUAUAAUAGCCAGUUCAUUAAACGCAGCAUUGGUUGAUUUGAAUAUCAUUCCAUCUCAAAAAGGUCUCGUUUACGGUAAUUUGGAUGUUAAUGGUUAUACAAUUACAAAGGAUAACGGAUCCGUCCUAAUACCUUCAAUAAGACAUUUCAAGAUUAGCUUCGAAACCAUGCCAGAUAGAAUAGUGAUUCUUGAGAAGGACGCCAUUCUGUCUGGCUUGAUAAGCAAAGAUAGAGAAUCCCAAUGUCUUGGUAAUAUCAUUCUCAUCACAGGCCGGGGUUUCCCUGAUCGUUUGACUAAAUCGUUCAUUUAUCAAUUGACAGCCCACUUCCCUCAGAUCCCUGUACACGGAUACUUUGAUGCUGAUAUCCAUGGAUUCAUGAUCUUCCAGGAAUACUCUAGCAAGCCAAUUGAAAAAAAUAGCAUUGGUCCAACAGCAGCAGUAGUAGCAGCACCAAAUCUCAAACUAAAGGGAGCCAAGCUCUUAGGCGAUACAGACUUCCUAAUGAUUAACGAGCGAGAUAUCAUAUUGACCAUUUCACAGCUUAAAAUUGCCUCUGUCUCUAAUUUAACUGGAAACCUAAGAGAAAUACAAAGAUCUUUAUUCUUGAAUGUUAAACGUGAACUUCAAUUAUCGGAUGUUCUAUUUGGAUAG